AUGGCACCCCCAAGGAGGCAAAGAGUCCAGGGUUCCAGGGGGGGUCAUGGUGCCAGGGGGGAUACUAGGCCCCCCACUGGCCGUGAUGCCAGGGGGGCUACUGGGGCCCAGGGGUCCACUAGGGCCAGGGGGGGCAUGGUGGGCCGGAGGUCUGGCUGUGAUGUAAGGAAGGUCACAAGCUGGUGGCAGAAGGGGCCAGGCUUCCUUCAGAGAAGAGAGGCGGAAGCUGAGCUGAGUACCUCACCUGGGUCUGAUGCCUCUCCUUUGAGCCCAGGAGAAGGGACAUCAAGGGCAGGCAGAAGGUCCCGGUCCAAGCCCAACUUUCCACCCUUCUCCCGCAAUGAGACCUGGGCCCUGGUGGUUGCUUAUGUAGAACGGGCUGAAUGCAUCGCAGGGCACAGGUCCUCCCGCAGUGGUCAGGCAGCAAAGGACCGUCUGUGGAAGGAAAUCACGGUGGCUGUAAAUGCAGUGGGCAGGAUGUUACGCAGGAACCUCAAGAACGUGAAGAAGCGUAUGCGUGAUCUGAGGCGGAGAUUAAAGGAGAAGCUGACUCUGUGGGCUGGGCAGGGACAUGUUACAAGGCAUGGAGUGGACCCUGACCAUCUGCAGGACCUGUCUCAGGCAGAACGGGCACUUCUGCCAAUCAUCAGCCUCAACACGAUUUUUUUGGGGUGAAGGCUCAUGGAGAUACUGAUGAUUGCCACAGUGCCAAUCCCAAGGCAGGGGCAGCCCCAGCCAGCCCAUCAGAGGACAAGCCAGAAGAUCACACAUACACUGAUCCAGAGGUGUUCCCUCCUGCACAACAUCAGGAGAGGAGGAGGAGGAGGAGCGGCUCCCCCCGCUGCAGCCAGGAAUGGAGGAAGAUCUGGGUAUGUAUU
Molecule: messenger RNA, 878 nt
Organism: Staurois parvus
Lineage: Eukaryota; Metazoa; Chordata; Amphibia; Anura; Ranidae
Source: the annotation of a GenBank genome assembly